UUGUAAACCCAGUCUCUUUCUCUCCUCUCUCUCUCGUCUUUCCCCUUCUCUUCUCUUCUCUUCUGUGCCGCUGUUGUGCUGUGACUGUGUUUAGCUCUCUAGGAUUGUUUUUCUUUCUUUCCAUCUAUAUAUACAUAUAUAUAUAUAUAUUUAAGUCAGAUUGGUGCUGAUUUGGGUGCGGAAGAAAGAACCAGAUGCGCCUGGUUUUUGCGUGAUGUUUCUGUUCAAUUGCGCGGGAUGGUUGGUGUAUCAGAAAAAGCCAGGGGAAGAACUUAUUCUCAUCUUCUUCUUCUCGGUUCUGCUAUUUUCCUUGCCCUUCUGGGAUACCAAGAAGUGCCUGGUGGCUUAUGACAAAGGAUUUGUGACGACGAACAGUGAACGGUUUUAGAUGGGAUAAGAAAGGGUGGUGGAGGUCGAUCGAGUUUGUGGUAGAGAAAGGAGCUCGGAGUACCAAAUUCCACGGAUGAUACGGUAAGUAAAGGGAGAAAGAGAGGAGAGAAAGGAAAAGGAGAGAGAAGAAGGGGAGGUUUCCUUCAGAUGUUAUCCACUCAAAACCCUUCAGAUUCUCCGUGCUCUUCUGAGGUUUCUGCGAGGAAGAAGAGAAGCAAUGAAAAGGCUCCCGAUGAACUAUCCCUUGAUGAGGCAGAUCUGCCAACCUCAACACUUGACCAGCUAGAUCUCCUGAGCUUCUCCAUCAGAGACUACGUCUGUCAAUCAAGGACGAAGAGCAUAAAGCAGAACUGGCCAUUCCAUCCUCCCUACCUGCAACUCUGCCUUGACCAUGGAGUGACGGACGUCCUGCCACCUUUCGAACCGCCGACUUCCUUCAAGCCUUGGCACCUCUUAAACUCUGACCUUGUAAGAACCAAGGUGGCUGGUGAGGCACUCGAUCUUGAAGACGAUGUUGGUGGGGGCCUUCAACGGACAUCAGCUACGUGCGUAGACCAACUAGGUGCUACAAGCAAGCAGGAAGAAUCGACAAGCUCGAGACCGUCUUCUUCUCCCAAAGGGAUGCCAGAAUCCGACUCUACCAUAACCAACGAUGACCUCGUGAGAGAAACUCUUCUGCCACCUAAGUUCGUUCCGGUUGGUCGCCGAAAGCCUUCAGUGGUUGGCGCCUCCCAGCCGGCUCCGUCCUUCUGCAACAGCAAGUCUUCGUUGGAUGUGGACGAGAAUUGUGGCUCGAAACCAGCAAAAAGGCCCGGGGAUAAGAGCUCUCUUACUGUAAGCAAGGAGUGCUCGGAGAUGAAGCCAGAAUCCGGCAGAUGCGAAGGGUUCGUUUCGAAGUUGAGCGCGCUGCUGGAUCCUAUGGCUUCCAAGGUAUGCCCUGUUUGUAGGAAUUUCUCAUCGACGUCCAAUACUACUUUGAAUGCCCAUAUAGAUCAAUGCUUGGCGUCGGACUCGACUACCCAACUACCACUAGCUAUCAGGCAAAGGCGGCACAAGGUGAAGCCGAGAAAGAUGAAAUCAAUAGAAGAGAUCUAUGCAACUGCACGACCAUGCACUCUUGAACACCUUGAUCGGACGAAUGGCACGACAGGGACACUGAAUAAUUUUAUGGUGUCAUUAACCAGUGAAGAUUUUAGAGAAAACAAGAGAACAAGGCCAGCUGAAGUGAAUUCUGCUGAUGAGAGUGAUGCUGACGCUGUUAAUGUCGACUCCAACGGUAGAAAGGUUCGUAUGCUAUCACAGUUGACUUCGGAGGAGGGUCCUUCGUCGAGUAAGUAUUCAAAGAGUGAGAGUGAUGAAAGGUGUCCACUUACCUCUAACAAGAGAAGCCUUGUCUUCAGCAGUUCCAAAGCUUCACUUCUCAAAACCGAGGGCAAGAAACUGACCAUGCUUACAGACCUUGAGAAUCAGAACCAUGAAUUGCCUGAAGGAGCACAGAGGAUAUGUGAGCAUCAAAAGGAGAAAAAGAAAGUUUCUCUGCAUGAGAAAACCCAAGAGAAAAUAAGGUCCUCUGGACAUCUAAAGCAUUGGGUUCGUUCAAAACGCAGAGACCUGAAAAGAGUUGUAUGCAAAGGAAAUAUGGAUGUCUCCAAGGACAAUGUUGUGCACAAUGGUGAUCCAUCUACAUGCACCAGUUGCGACCCAACUUCAACUAUUUCAACAGAAACCUUUGUUCAUUCACCCAGUGAAGGAGGAGAAAUUUGUCAAGCUGCAACUGGGGCUGCUAAGGGUGAUCAAAGCACCUUGCAGAUACUAUCCUAUAAGAAUUGUUGUCCUUCUGCUGGAAAGAAGCUUCUAACCUUGGGAAAGAAGUUCUCCUCUAAAAGUCACAUGGCUAAGAAAGUAUCCAAGUUGAAGGAUGUUGAGGAAGCUUUUCCCAGAGAGUAUCGGGAAGAGCUACCUAGUAGGGAAAGUGGCAAACAAAUGGAGCUAGUUUGUCGUAUAGACAACAGAUGCAGUAGGACAUGCAAUUUCAGUGUCCCAAUUACUCUGCAAGCUGGUAAAGAAACUUGUAGCUUAGGUUGCUCAAAAGGUCCCCUAGAGACUAAAGAUAGUAAGCUUGAAAACUACUUGUCUCUUGUGGAAGGCACUGCACUAGAUUCUGAAGAGAAAUUGAAUAAUGAAAAUCCACUCACUGUGAAGAAACGAUCAGGUCCUAACGAGUUGCCACAUGAUACUAUGGAUCGUGGAGAUAGUCCACAAUAUAUGCAUUUUGGUGGUGCAAAAGAACCUGAUGGUGAUGAAAUGACAUUGGAUGUCCACAACCCGCUGGCUCCUACAUCUUAUAGUAUUGGAGAUCCCACGAAAGUUUCAUCCUAUGGAGAGAUGGCAACUGUUUCAGCUGAAUGCCUACCCUCAAGUGGUGGUACACAAUUGGAACCUUGCAUGGAAAAUCUAGCAGAAGCCUUGCAGUCUGAGUUAUCUAGAGAAGAUAGCUCUUUUAGCAAUCAAGGAAGCAAUAAGGCUGCCCAUGAUACUUCCCAAACUGUGGAUGAGAAGAUUAAUGAAAAAAGUAAGCAAAAUGUUUCUGAAGCCAAGGCAACUAUAUCUCAAGUUAAUACUUUUAUAUGCCAAGGGAAAGGGGAAAGCUUCACCUCCUCCCAAGAAGACGUGUUUGUUGAUGCAUUUGUGGGGAAAUCAACUGCUGAACAAAAUAGACACGUAAACUUGGGCUGUCUAAAUUUUAUUGGCUCUGAAUAUCAGUGCAACCUGUUUGAUAUAUUGGCAGCACAGGUAACUCCUACCUCCACUAGGUUGGGCGCUCGUGUUUCAACUGCAGUAGAGCCCAUAUGCAGAGUUAUUGAGCCAGAAUCAUGUUUUGGACCGUCCAAAAUGAACAUAUGCUCCCCAUGCCAAGAUUCUGACUCCACAAGGAAAAGUUGUUCUCACUUUUUCGAAGAUCAGCAACUUGCAUCACCAAAUGGAAUACCAGGCUGGCAGAAUAUUAGCCCAGAUUUACCUUUUGAAGCAUCCAUGGUAUUUACAGGUACUCAACAUUUUCAAGUUAACAAAACAAGUUGUUGCCAAGGUUAUCAUACAUCAUCUCAGAGGGAGGGAAUAUGUUGCAGAGGCUCUUGUGCAGUAUCUGCAGGUCAACAUAUUUUGGCACAAAACAGCAAUCCUUAUCCAUUAUUUAUUGAUGGUUGCGUACAUGGGGAAAAUGGAUUCCCUGCAUCCACUUGCCUUUCGGAUCUCGUACCCGAGUUGCCACAAGACUUGCAGGCAGCAACUGCUGAUAAAAUGACCAAUAUAAUUGUGCGCUCACCUUUUCUUGGCAUUCCCACAAAAUCACAAACUGAUGCGAUUCAAAGGCCCCAUGGAGGCACAGCUUCUCAGGUAUCUGAUCAUUGUAAAGUUCAGCCAACUGCAAAUUGUGUGCUGCGAUUGAUGGGGAAGAACCUCAUGGUGGCAAGCAAAGGUGAAGCAGAUGCUGUACUGCAGCACGUCAGUACUCCUUGUAGUAAAACCAAUCAUCCUAAUUCUGAAUACGUUAGGAAUCUUGGUUUUUCCGGGACUUGUGGGUGUAAGCCCAACCAGCUUCUUUCAACUCCUUCAGUCCAAGAAGAUCCUUUUGUUUUUACACAUUUCCAGCAUGAAACUCUCUCAAGGUCUCCGGGCAAUUUUGGCAACCCUAGGAUUCCGCUACCUACACAACAAAAAAGCUACCGUAGUAUUCACAAUGACAAUCUGGCUAGAUUCUCCUCGCAGACAGUAUUUGAUGCUAAAAGUGAGAACUACUUUCAGCAUAGGACGCUGUUCCAAAGUUGUGGUCAAUUAAACUCUUUUAACGCUCAAAAUUUGGAGUUUGCUCACAAGCUGGAGAAGGAGGCUCUUGCACGCUUUGGUGCCAGGUCUGCUCAAGAAGUAAUUAUACUUGAUGAUUCUCCUGAGCCGUGCAGAUCAGAUUAAGUAAUCCAUUGCAGGUUAUUAUGGGUACGGCAGUUGGUGUGCAGUUAUAUGUUGACCACUUUGAAACUCAACUUUAAACCAGCAAAGGUGCUAUCCACUUUUCCUGCUUGCAAACGCAACCUAGCCUUCCCCGGUGAAUGUGGCAAUGCCUUGAAUUUUUUGGGGAAGGCCUUUUGGUUAAUCAUCAGUGGAAACAGGUAGAGUGAAAAUCGGCACUGUGUAAUCUACAAAUGUAGCCCUUUGCCUCAGUUCACUCACUGGUCGUUCUGCUGAAACACUGAUAUCCCCAGUCUUCCCUGCCUGCAGAUUGUCUAUUUCAUGUUUAGAGUGCAAAACUUCCAAGUUUGGAGUACUAUCUGUAUGUUUUAAGAUUUCCUGGCAGAUUCAGUGAAUGGGUAUCGUUGCUUGGUUGUUUCAACCACGCCAUGGUAUCAUAAAUCAAGUAGAGGAAGAGUUCUUUGACAUUGGUGUUGGUCGCAUUAAUUAAGCAAAGGAAGAUUUCUUUGACAUAAGUGGAAGCAAACACAGGCCUUCUUGAAGGCCCUUUGUCUAACAAACUGGAGGCUUAGAACCCUGCCAGCAUGUGUACAACUUUCAUAUGAAAUAAUGUUUGGGAGGCUCUUCUAACUAUUGAAGCCUUUAAUGUUUAGUUUCCUGAUGCCUGAUGACAGUUAGUUUUCA
Nymphaea colorata (pocket water lily) is the source of this 5040-nucleotide messenger RNA. RefSeq lists its product as uncharacterized. Bases 538 to 4359 code for a protein of 1273 amino acids. Lineage: Eukaryota; Viridiplantae; Streptophyta; Magnoliopsida; Nymphaeales; Nymphaeaceae. The record is from RefSeq and is a predicted model, not a curated record. The transcript has 4 exons.